AUGACAGUGGUAAAAAAUGAUAGAAAUGAGCUAAUUCCUACAAGAACAGUCACCGGAUGGAGAAUGUGUAUUGAUUAUAGGAAGCUCAAUGAACCCACAAGAAAAGACCGUUACCUGCUUCCCUUCAUGGAUCAAAUGCUUGAGAGACUUGUAGGGCAAUCUUUCAACUGUUUCUUGGACGGAUACUCGAGUUACAAUCAGAUUACAGUAGAUCCUCAGGACCAAGAAAAGACAGCUUUUACAUGUCCCUUCGGUGUUUUUGCUUAUCGCCACAUGUCGUUCGGUUUAUGUAAUGCCCCUACUACUUUCCAGAGACGUAUGAUGGCAAUUUUUGCUGACAUGGUAGAGAAAUGUAUCGAAGUCUUUAUGGAUGAUUUUUUGGUCUUUGGUGCAUCUUUUGGAAAUUACUUAGCAAAUUUAGAGAAUGUGUUACAGCACUGCAAAGAAUCUAAUUUGGUGCUUAACUGGGAAAACUGUCACUUUAUGGUUCAAGAAGACUUCUCCAAAAUUGCUAAACCCCUAAGCAAUUUGUUGAACAAGGAGGUUGUGUUUGUGUUUAAUGAAGAAUGUUUAGAAGCCUUUAACACUCUCAAAGCCAAAUUGGUUUCUGCUCCUAUGAUUACAGCACCAGACUGGGGACAAGAGUUUGAAUUGAUGUGUGAUGCAAGUGAUUAUGCAAUUAACUAUGCCACCAUUGAGAAAGAAUUGCUGGCAAUUAUGUUUGCACUUGAGAAAUUUCGAUCUUAUCUAGUGGGAUCAAUGAUAGUGAUUUACACUGAUCACGCAACAAUUAAAUAUUUGUUGCGCAAAGCUUAUUCCAAGCCACGAUUGAUCAGAUGCAUAUUGCUGCUUCAAGAAUUUGAUUUAGUCAUCAAGGACAAAAAAGGUUCUAAAAAUGUGGUAGCAGACCACCUAUCCAGAUUGGUGAAUGAAGAUGUCACUUCAAAAGAGGCUGAAAUAAGAGAUAAAUUUCUUGAUGAAUCUUUGUUUCUGAUUGCAGGGAGACCCUGGUUCGCUGAUAUGGCUAAUUACAAGGCAACAGGUGUCAUACCUAAAGACCUCAAUUGGCAGCAGAGAAAGAGAUUCUUCUAUGAUGCCCGACAUUAUGUUUGGGAUGAUCCACACUUUUUCAAAGUAGGUGCAGAUAAUCUCCUUCGAAGAUGUGUGACAAGUGAGGAGGCCAAGGGCAUAUUGUGGCAUUGUCACAAUUCACCAUGUGGCGGGCAUUAUGGCGGAGACAAAACAACAACUAAGGUGUUGAGUCAAUACCAUGUGAAUCAUAGAGUGGCAUCCCCCUACCAUCCUCAAAUUAAUGGGCAAGUCGAAGUAUCCAACAGAGAAUUAAAGAAAAUACUAGAAAAAAUAGUGGCGUCAACUAGAAAAGAUUGGUUAGCCAAAUUGGAAGAUGCAUUGUGGGCUUACAGAAAUGCAUACAAAACUCCAAUUGGUCUGUUUCCUUUUCAACUGGUGUAUGGAAAAUCAUGUCAUUUACUAGUUGGAAUGGAACACAAGGCAUAUUGGGCUCUGAAAUUUCUGAACUUUGAUGAGAAGGCAUCCAGGGAGCACAGAAAGAUCCAAUUGUUGGAGCUAGAAGAAAUGCGAUUAACAGCUUAUGAAUCUUCAAGACUUUACAAAGCAAAAAUCAAGACUUACCAUGACAACAAAUUGUUGAAGAAAGACUUCAAACCGGGACAACAGGUACUACUUUUUAAUUCAAGAUUGAAAUUAUUUCCUGGUAAGCUGAAGUCUAAAUGGUCUGGACCCUUUGUUAUCAAGAAAGUUCGAUCUUAUGGUGCAAUAGAGCUAUAUGACCCACAAUCUCAGAAUCCUGAUAGAACAUGGGUAGUAAAUGGCCAGAGGUUAAAACGGUACCAUGAUGAAGAAUUUACAAUGGAAUAUAACACUGUUUAUUUGAUCACCCAUUGA
Molecule: messenger RNA, 1926 nt
Organism: Glycine soja
Lineage: Eukaryota; Viridiplantae; Streptophyta; Magnoliopsida; Fabales; Fabaceae
Exons: 4
Coding region: 1-1926 (641 amino acids)
Biological process (GO): DNA integration
Molecular function (GO): nucleic acid binding
Source: RefSeq, a predicted model, not a curated record